AUGGCUGGCAAGGGGCAGAGCAGGGAGCAACCACAGUGCUCUGCUCUCCCACGGGAGAGCUCUCCCAGCCAUUGGCACCGUGUGCUGCUCGGUCGCUGUUGCAGACUGAAUCGGGCGCUGCAGCACGAGCAGGGCUUCGCUGACCGCUUCCUUCCUGAUGACGAGGCAGCCCGGGCAUUGGGCAGGACGUGCUGGGAGGCCCUGGUGAACCCCUUGGUGCAGAGCAUCACUAGCCCAGGCCCCGAUGGCGUCAGUCCCUUGGCCUGGCUGCUGAGGGAGUACCUGGAGAGCGUGGAGCCGCCCUGCCGUGCCAGGGGACACAGGGCUGCCUUUGGUUCCUGUGUGCGGCGCCUGACCCAGCUCCUGGUGCACGUGGACCUUGGUGGCCCAGAGCCAGAGGAGACAAGAGCAGCUGGUGGGAAGGCAGGGAAGAACAAGGAGGUGCCAGCCAGGGCUGCAAAGGCAGUGGUGGAGAAGUCGAGCGGCCUGUGGGGAAUCUCGCAGUGCUGGCGUGGCGUGGUGCAGCAGCAGGUGCAGCAGUUCCUGGAGGCAGCAGGGCAGGUACCAGACCUUGCAGAGCAAUACUGCAGGCUGUACCAGCGCCUGCGCGGUGCCACGGAGGAGCUCUUUGGGCAGCAGGCGGCCUUCAUGCUGGCCCUGGGCCAGGGCUUUGCGGGGGCUUUGCUGCAGCUCUCCUUCCUGACUGCCCUGCACGUGAGUGAGCAGUUU
Messenger RNA from Empidonax traillii (willow flycatcher), 729 nucleotides. RefSeq names its product cullin-9-like. The record is from RefSeq and is a predicted model, not a curated record. Lineage: Eukaryota; Metazoa; Chordata; Aves; Passeriformes; Tyrannidae. The annotation marks the transcript as partial. The transcript is spliced from 5 exons.